This is a messenger RNA of Colius striatus (speckled mousebird), 4296 nucleotides long. It is a transcript of the gene PLAA, whose product is annotated as phospholipase A2 activating protein. Gene Ontology annotation, molecular function: ubiquitin binding. The transcript is spliced from 14 exons. Gene Ontology annotation, cellular component: cytoplasm; nucleus. NCBI's taxonomy places the organism in Eukaryota, Metazoa, Chordata, Aves, Coliiformes, Coliidae. Gene Ontology annotation, biological process: ubiquitin recycling; proteasome-mediated ubiquitin-dependent protein catabolic process. The record is from RefSeq and is a predicted model, not a curated record. The coding region runs from base 52 to 2442 and encodes 796 amino acids.
GGCAGCGGCGGGGAUAGUUGCUGUGUCAGGACGCCUCGGCGGCUUCCCGCCAUGGCGGGCGAGGGCGGCGCGUACCGGCUUCGAUGCUCUCUGGUGGGACACGGGCAGGACGUGCGGGGCCUGACCUGCUGCCUCUUCCCCGAGGGCGGAUUUGUGUCCGUCUCGCGGGAUCGAACUGCGCGGCUCUGGGCUCCUGACGGUCUUGACAGGGGUUUUACUGAAAUGCACUGUAUGAGUGGCCACUCAAAUUUUGUAUCUUGUGUGUGCAUCAUACCUCCAAGUGAACUCUAUCCUCGUGGGCUGAUUGCAACCGGUGGCAAUGAUCAUAAUAUUUGCAUUUUCACAGUUGACAACCCAGCUCCUCUUUAUGUCCUUAAAGGUCAUAAGAACACAGUUUGCAGCCUUUCAUCUGGCAAAUUUGGCACAUUAUUAAGUGGAUCAUGGGAUACAACAGCCAAGGUCUGGUUGAAUGACAGAUGCAUGAUGACAUUGCAGGGUCACACAGCUGCAAUAUGGGCAGUGAAAAUACUGCCUGAACAGGGGUUAAUGUUGACUGGUUCAGCUGACAAAACUAUUAAACUGUGGAAGGCAGGCAGAUGUGAAAGAACAUUCACUGGACAUGAAGACUGUGUGAGAGGUUUAGCUAUUCUCAGUAAAAUGGAAUUCCUUUCCUGUGCCAAUGAUGCUAGUGUUCGAAGAUGGCAGAUCUCUGGCGAGUGUCUGCAGGUGUAUUAUGGACAUACAAAUUAUAUAUACAGCAUCUCUGUCUUCCCUCAGUCUAAAGAUUUUGUAACUACUGGAGAGGAUAGAUCUCUUAGAAUCUGGAAACAAGGGGAAUGUGUUCAAACAAUCAGACUCCCAGCUCAAUCUGUAUGGUGCUGCUGCGUGUUAGACAAUGGUGACAUUGUAGUUGGCUCAAGUGAUGGAAUUGUAAGAGUGUUUACAGAGUCUUUGGAACGUACAGCAAGUGCUGAAGAGAUUCAGGCUUUUGAAAAUGAGCUUUCCCAAGCAUCCAUUGACCCAAAAAGUGGUGAUUUAGGGUAUGUUAAUGUCGAUGACCUUCCUGGAAGAGAACAUCUUAAGGAGCCUGGAAUAAGAGAUGGACAGACGCGGCUUAUUAAAGAUAAUGACAAAGUAGAAGCAUAUCAGUGGAGUGUUAGUGAAGGAAGAUGGAUGAAGAUUGGUGAUGUUGUUGGUGCUUCUGGAGCCACUCAGCAAACAUCUGGAAAAGUUUUGUUUGAAGGAAAGGAGUAUGACUAUGUUUUCACUAUUGAUGUAAAUGAAAAUGGGCCUUCCUACAAACUGCCAUAUAACAUCAGUGAUGAUCCUUGGCUGACUGCAUAUAACUUCCUGCAAAAGAAUGAUCUAAACCCUAUGUUUCUGGAUCAGGUGGCCAAGUUUAUUAUCGACAAUACUGAGGGGCAAACGCUGUUGAGUACAAGUGAUCAAUUUUCAGAUCCAUUUACAGGUGCUGGACGUUAUGUUCCAGGCUCUUCAGCUGGACCAAGUGCAAUGCCUGCAGCAGAUCCAUUUACAGGUGCUGGCCGCUAUGUUCCUGGCUCAGCAUCAAAUUCAGCAGCUCCAGUGGGUGGGAUUGAUCCAUACACAGGAGUGGGUGCCUACAAAUCAGCUGCAGCUGAAGUUGAAAAUAUUUAUUUUCCGAAGAAGGACGCUGUCACCUUUGACCAGGCCAAAUCUAUGCAGAUAAUGGGUAAAUUAAAGGAACUUAAUGGCAGUGCAACUGAAGAACAUAAGCUUACAGAAGAUGACUUGAUAAACUUAGAAAAGUUAUUGUCUGCAACAUCCAAAACCUCUGCAGAAACACCUACAGCACAGCAAAUUCAGAGUUUAUGGAGAGCAGUGAACUGGCCAGAAGAUAUUGUCUUUCCAGCCCUAGACAUUCUUAGAUUGUCUGUCAGGCAUCCCAUUGUGAAUGAGAAUUUCUGCAGUGAAAAGGAUCAUGUGCAAUUUAUCAUCCUUCUCCUUAAAUUUCUGAACCCUGAAGGAAAGCAAGCAAACCAGCUCUUGGCACUUAGAACUCUUUGCAAUUGCUUUGUCAGCCAGGCAGGCCAGAAGCUCAUGAUGAAACAGAGGGAUGAAAUAAUGACCCAAGCAGUAGAAAUGAAAUCAGGCAAUAAUAAGAACAUCCACAUUGCGCUUGCUACGCUGACACUGAACUACGCUGUAUGUUUACAUCAAGUGAACAACAUUGAGGGCAAAGCUCAAUGUUUAUCAGUAAUCAACACAAUUAUGGAAGUUGUCCAAGAUCUUGAAGCUGUUUUUAGACUGCUUGUGGCUCUUGGGACAUUAAUCACUGAUGAUACAAAUGCUGUGCAAUUAGCUAAGUCUCUUGGAGUUGACUCUCAAAUAAAAAAGUAUGCCUCUGUAUCAGAACCAGCUAAAGUAAAGGAAUGCUGUAGGUUUGUUCUUAAUCUGCUAUAAUUGUGUUUUCUUAGAACUUGGGAGGCACAGUGUUUGCAGAAAAAAAAAAAAAGAUGCUUUUCUUCAUAUUUUGUGACAGAAUAUAAUUGAGAAAAUACUGUGAUGAUUUGUUGAAAGAUACACUGCAAAUAAAACUUUUUUCACUGAUUGUCAUUUGACUGCUUUUCUGAAGUCUUAAGUGCACAGGAUUUUUUCAAGAAGUCCCUCUAAAGUAGCUCAGAUUAAAAUUCAUCACCAAGAAGUCAAAUCCAUCCCAAUACUUAAAGGUAAUCUAGAUGGAAAUACAGGAAAUGUCUGUGAUUCAGUGUCACUUUCAAGACACCUCAACCACAUUUCUGUGUUUCACCACCAUGAAAGUUCCUUGACUUUGCUUUUUGUCAGCAGAGAAGGGGCCCUGAGAACAGCUAAUUCACAGUGCUUUUCAUAAGCUUAUUAGUUAACAUUAGUUAGUAUUAACCAAAGUAAAAUAUCCUGAUAAGGAAAUGGCAUUUACCUAAUUUUCCAUCUUUUUUUUUUUCUACUUCCUUUUUGAAAUCUAGCUGGUUUAUUGCUCUUUUUAACCUAGAACUAGGUGACUUUUAUGAGGGGUAUAAUCUUUUAACUGCCGUAUAGAUGUUGUGCUUCACUGAUAACAAAAUACCUUGUAACUUGUAAAAUGGUCUGAACUUCUACAGAAACUUUAAAAUUAAUUUUAAUGACAGGAAUACUCCACCAAUUGAUUGCAACUAUAUUACUAUAACAUAUGUUGGAAAAUGUUAAUUAAAAAAAAAAAGUAAUCUUGAACAGUGGAAGAGAAAUUUACCUGUGGAGAACAGAUUGAGCAGCAGAGACUUGGAAGAGACUUCCUAGAAAAGUAGUCAAUAUUCCAAGCUUGUCAGUGUUAAGAAGCAUUUGGAAAAUAUCCUUAAAUAAUGUGCUUUAAUUUUUAGUCAGCCCUGAAGGGGUCAUGUAGUUGACUAGAUGACCACUCUAGGUUUCUUAUAACUGAAAUAUUCUAAACUGUACAAAUGUAAAAUUUUAUGAAAUUAGCUUUGCCAUAAUUAGUGUGUUGUCUGUGAAAAGGGGAUUUUACAGCUAUUAACAGAUCAAAGAUGUUCAGCUCAAAAGGAGAGUGUCAUUUCCUACUACUUCUACACGUUACACUUUGGUUUAGAAUUAAGAUGAAAAUUGUGAAUGUUUGUUAAAUUUUUCGUUAGACUAAUAGAAUGGAAGCCAUGGGGAAAAAAUGGGCAAGCUUUUCUGGCACAUGAGCUCUUUUAUCACACGAUACUAGUCUGCCUCAUCUAUGUCAGAUGUGAAGGACUGUGUAACCAAGAACUCUUAACUUCUUUUGUUCCUCUGACUGAACUGUGAAUUAUUGUAUUAUUUCGCACAAUGCUUCUCAGAUCCUUAGUUGCACACUUGAACUGUCAGGCUUUUGAUGAGUUUCCAGAUACGUAUCCUCAGAGUCUUGAUUGUGGCCUUAAGUCACAGAUUUUCUCAUUUGAUCCAUUGCAGGUUCACGUAUAAGGCAGACCAAGAGAUUAUUCAGGAUUUGCAGUGAUUACCAGUAGAUCAUUCCCUUUCUGGGAAACAUCUAGGAAACUACCUUUAGGAAACAUGUCUGUGAAAUAAUGUGCCUGUCUGUUGAAUUUUGGUUGCCUACUAUACAAUUGUUCUUGAAGGUUUAGCUUUUUAAUGUUGUGCUGUUUAACUAUGUUUGUACAUGUGCUACUUCAAGAAAUCUAUACGCACCUAGCAUUUUGGGUUUGUUAUUGUGGGAUUGCUCUGUUACAGAUUACCUCUUUACAUGAAAGUUGUCAUGAAUUUUCCAGACCAAAAGUUAAUGUUUAUGUUAAUAAACAUACUCUGGCA